Malania oleifera is the source of this 2522-nucleotide messenger RNA. RefSeq names its product leucine-rich repeat receptor-like protein kinase PXC1. Lineage: Eukaryota; Viridiplantae; Streptophyta; Magnoliopsida; Santalales; Ximeniaceae. The record is from RefSeq and is a predicted model, not a curated record. Gene Ontology annotation, biological process: protein phosphorylation. The transcript has 2 exons. Gene Ontology annotation, molecular function: protein kinase activity; ATP binding; protein binding. The coding region runs from base 186 to 2240 and encodes 684 amino acids.
UUUUCUUUUUUUUUUUGGGGGUCAAUCUCCUUUUUAAAUUACUUAUAUUUAAUCAUUUCCUCUCCCGAGAGAGAGAGAGAGAGAGAGAGAGAGAGAGAGAGCUCUCUGGAAUUCAACAUUUUCCUACCUUAUAUUUUUAAACACUUACCUUGAUGUGUCUUGGCGCCUAGGUCCCGUCCUCGCAGAUGGAGGCUUGUGCCUUAACCGCUGUCACGCUGCUCUCCCUCACCCUCUACCUCUCUCUCCUCCCUUCUUCUCUUUCUCUCUCCGUCAACGACACCGACGCCCUCACUCGGUUCCGCCUUCAGACCGACGCCCACGGCAUCUUGGCCGCCAACUGGACCACCGCCGACGCCUGCGCCGCAGGCUGGCGAGGCGUCCGCUGCAUCGGCCGCCGCGUCACCGCCCUCGUCCUCCCCACCCUCGACCUCCGCGGCACCCUCGACUCGCUCGCCCUCCUCGACCAGCUCCGCGUACUCGACCUGCACGGCAACCGCCUCAACGGCACUCUCCUUCCUAUUACGAACUGCUCCAAUCUCAAGCUUCUCUAUCUUUCUGGAAACGAUUUCUCCGGCGAGAUCCCGCCGGAGAUCGGCUCCCUCCACCAUCUCCUCCGUCUUGAUCUCUCCGACAACAAUCUCCGAGGCCCGAUACCGGACUCUCUCUCCCGCUUGACUCGCCUCAUCACCUUGCGCCUCCAGAACAAUGUACUCUCCGGAGAACUCACCAAUUUCUCCGAUUCGCUUCCCCGCCUCAGAGAGCUCAAUUUAUCAAACAACGAGCUGUACGGCCGUCUCCCAGAGAAUUUGCGCAGCAGAUUCGGCGACCAUAUUUUCGCCGGCAACGAGGGUCUCUGCGGGUCUAGCCCGUUGCCGGCGUGCUCCUUCACCGACAGUCCUCCCGCCGUCGAAUCGACUCCAACUGAGACGGUUCCCUCAAAUCCAAGCUCAUUACCCACAGCCCCAAUAAAUUUCAGGGACAAGAAACAACCAAGAAGGGGGCUAAGCCCCGGCGCAAUUGUGGCCAUUGUGAUCGGAAAUUCGGUAUUGUUACUGGUAAUAGUUUCGUUUGUUGUCGCUUAUUAUUGCGGGAAAUACUCGAGAGAGAUUGAUUAUAAUUCGAAAGUGGGUAAUGAGAAUGGGAAGAAGAAAAAUGGUGGAAGCUACAAUAACGAGAAGAAGGUAUAUGCGAGCAACGGAGGCGGCGCAGACAGCGACGAGACUACGGCAACUGAUAGAAGCAAACUUGUAUUUUACGAUCGGAGGAAGCAGUUUGAGCUGGAGGAUAUGCUCCGGGCAUCCGCGGAAAUGCUUGGGAAAGGGAGCCUGGGAACGGUUUAUAAGGCAGUGCUCGACGAUGGAUGCACAGUGGCCGUGAAGAGGCUCAAGGACGCAAACCCCUGCGCAAGGAAGGAGUUCGAACAGUACAUGGAUUUAGUUGGGAAGCUCAAGUAUCCUAACAUCGUUCGUCUCAGAGCUUAUUAUUACGCCAAGGAAGAGAAGCUUCUCGUCUAUGAUUAUCUCCCCAAUGGAAGCUUGCAAUACCUCUUACAUGGGAAUCGAGGUCCGGGAAGAAUUCCUCUGGACUGGACUACGAGGAUCAGUUUGGUUCUGGGGGCAGCUCGCGGGCUCGCUCGGAUCCACGAAGAAUACGGCGCAUCAAAAAUCCCCCACGGCAAUGUGAAAUCCUCAAACGUUCUCCUCGACAAGAACGGCGUCGCCUGCAUCUCCGAUUUCGGUCUAUCGCUGCUUCUGAACCCGAUCCAUGCGACGGCGAGACUGGGAGGAUACCGGGCACCGGAGCAAGCAGAGACUAAAAGGCUUUCCCAAACGGCGGAUGUGUACAGUUUCGGAGUCUUACUGCUGGAAGUGCUCACUGGAAGAGCUCCGUCGCAGUACCUCUCGCCGGCGCGGCCGCGCGCGGGAGAGGAGGAAGAGGGAUUGGAUUUGCCCAAGUGGGUCCGAUCGGUGGUGAGGGACGAGUGGACGGCGGAGGUGUUCGAUCAGGAGUUGCUGAGGUACAAGAACAUCGAGGAGGAGCUGGUAGCGAUGCUGCAGGUGGGACUGGCGUGCGCGGCGGCGCAACCGGAGAAGAGGCCGAGCAUGGUGGAUGUGGUGAAGAUGAUCGAGGAGAUUCGGGUGGAGCAGUCGCCGCUGGGGGAGGACUACGACGAAUCGCGGAAUUCGCUUUCGCCUUCGCUCGCCACCACUGAAGAUGGAUUUGCUGCGGCGGUUUACUAGUUUUUGCCACUAAUUAAUUAGAGUGCAGCUCUGUUAUUCAGUUUCUUGAUUUCCUUUGAAUCAUUUUCGUCGUUGAUCAUUUGCACUUUCUCGCUGCAAAUUGUCCCUUUCAUUUCAGAUGCUGUGGUCCUCUCUUCUAUUUAUUUGUUUUAAAUUUUUUUGUUCUGUUGUAAUAUUUGUACUUCUAAUUAAGAUUUCCCCAAUGUUGCAUUUGGGUAAUUGGGUGGAUCUGGUGAAUGUGCUUCUACUUAUUCUUUCUCCUAAUGUAAUUUUGAAAUUCAA